This is a messenger RNA of Trifolium pratense (red clover), 1787 nucleotides long. Its product is annotated as pentatricopeptide repeat-containing protein At4g18975, chloroplastic. The coding region runs from base 247 to 1065 and encodes 272 amino acids. Lineage: Eukaryota; Viridiplantae; Streptophyta; Magnoliopsida; Fabales; Fabaceae. Gene Ontology annotation, molecular function: protein binding. The transcript is spliced from 7 exons. The record is from RefSeq and is a predicted model, not a curated record.
AAAAUAAAAUGAUUUAAGCCAUCGAUCAGAGAUUGGGCGGUCCUCCCUACUCUUCACACAGACACGCGCGACCCUUCAUCACUUCUCCCACCGCCGCUCGCCGCCCCCGCCAAAUCAACCACCACUACCCGCCGUCCGCACUGUUUCUCUCUCGCAGUUCAGGAGAAGAACGGAGAAAGAAAAAUCAACCAGAACAGCGUGUAACUUCGAAAGUUUGUUGAUUUCGGCAAAGAACUAUCAACUACCAUGUGGAGAUCACCUCGAUUUUCUUAUCUCGUUACUAGAUUGAGCCAAGUGAACAUAAGUGAUGUUCGAUGCUGUUACAGUCAAAUGUUGUCUCAGCCAUCUAAUUUGCAGAAAAAAUCUGAAUCUCUUCCUUCUGACCAAAAAGCUAGUAGAGAGAUACCAAAGCAUUAUAUGGGGGAAAAUCUAUCUAGAAAAGAUAGAACCAAGUUUCUUCUCACCACUCUUAGCGAUAUUGAUGAUAGUAAGGAGGCUAUUUAUGGUGCUCUUGAUGCAUGGGUUGCUUGGGAGCAAAAUUUUCCAAUUGGUUCAUUGAGAAAUAUAUUGCUUAGUCUGGAGAAGAAACAACAGUGGCAUAGGAUUGUUCAGGUAAUUAAAUGGAUGCUGAGCAAGGGGCAGGGGACAACGAUGGGAACAUACGGUCAAUUGAUUCGAGCUUUAGAUAUGGAUCAUAGAGUUGGAGAAGCACACAAAUUCUGGGAAAUGAAAAUUGGCACUGAUUUGCAUUCUGUUCCUUGGCAGUUGUGCCAUCUCAUGAUAUCAGUAUAUUACCGAAACAAUAUGCUGGAAGAUCUUGUUAAGCUUUUCAAGGGUCUGGAAUCUUUCGAUCGUAAACCUCGGGAUAAAUUAAUCAUUCAGAAAGUGGCAAAUGCAUAUGAGACGUUAGGCUUGGUUGAAGAGAAAGAGAGGAUAAUGGAAAAAUAUAGUCAUCUCUUCAUAAAGGAAGGACCAAGACCAACCAGGAAAGGUGGAAGGAAGUCGGGUGCAACAAAGAAGAAAGUGCAGCCCAAUGAAUCUAGAAAGGACUCUGAGGAAAAGUAGCGGGCUGAGCUGCAAGACAAAAUUAAGUUUCGUUAUAGAAGAAAAAUGCAUUUCUGUUUCUAGACAGAGAACUCAUUCUAAAUUUUUGUUGUCACCAUUUGAAUUUUAUGAAGAUAGGAGCCAGGCUGUUUAUUUGUCUGACUCAUUGACUGCACGAAAUAUUAAAUCUAGGUUCGAUGACUUGCAACAGGAUGUGGGCUUUAUUUGGUACUAUAUUCGUUCUAACAGCAUCAGCCAACUUGGGGAGAGGAUAGUUCAUUGUUCAAACAAUUUGUUUUGGCUUUUCCCGAGCUUGGAAUAGAACAAAACAUUAUGCACUUGGGAAGCAUGUCCGAGAUAAUAUAAUUUGAAAAAUAGCAGUACCAACUACCAAGGACAUUGUGUAGUAAACUUUUCUGCUCAUCAAAGUCUUCAAUGUGUGGAUACCGACUCUGAUUAAUUGCAUGGAUGCUAGAAUGUUACUUUGUGUAGAACAGGAAUUUCAUUAACUGCAUAUUACAGAUUAAACGCGCGUUUACUAGUUUCCAACUCGUAACCAAACAUACUAAGUAUAUUAAUUCUUUGAUAUGUAUUCUAUGAUGUUAAUAACCCAAAGCUUCUCUAUGCUCAAUUGUUAUGCUGAUUAUGCAUGUAGAUUAACAACUUAUGAAUUCAAUGUUCCAAACCCAAUCUCGAUGCCAAAGCUGUUACAAGUUUGCAACAAGGUUUAUACUUUAUAGUUA